AUGCCUGAAAAUUGGAAUGAGCCCAACGUACACAAAGUGGAGCUGGUUGAUAACGCUGAUGGCUGGCAUGGAGUGGAUGUGUCAGUGACCAUCGAAGGUGACUGGAACAAGUGCCGUGCGAAGGUGCUGAACUACUUGAGACAGAUAGCCGUGAUCACGCCAUAUGCCAAGUUUACAUUUACAUACUUGAGCCUGGCAGGCAAGGGCAAUGUGUCCAAGGUAUACCGCCGACGCACAGACGUCAUGCCCAGACUUCCAAAGGAAAUGAAGUACCACCCAUCUUCCGUGGACUUGGAGCUGAUAAAGAACCUGAUAGCCCACACCAAGCAGACAACUGUGGAGGCCUUCCUGCACAAGGAUUUUGACUGCAUCGACAAAGAAUAUGCACGUCGUCUAAUUGAAGAAAUGCGGGGUGGUGUGGACCCAGACACAAGCCCGCAGGAACUGACGAACAAGCACAUUAUUCGAAUACACCAAAUUUUGCAUCAAGCACGGUUUCCAGAUCCCACCGGUGCACAUUUGAGUCCAGCCGGGGAGUACAACAUAAGGUUGGGUGUCAUGAAAGAGAUACAGCCAGAUUUGGUGGCAACAUACCAGGGUGAUGUGCGUGUGUUUGAGGGACACGCUUUCAUCGUUGAGGCGGCUGUGAGCUGUGGAGGCAACAUUAACCCAGGCAUAAACAUUCAUCGAUAUGCAAAUCGUAUUCCGCUGUUGUUCGAGGCAGGUGCAGAUGUCAUAACUAGGACAGCACUGAAGCGGAUCAACUGGAAAUCGUACAAAAUUAACCAAACCGGUGACAAGGUCGGGGUCUUUGUCAGCAUUGUGAGUACCAAGAUUCCUUUCAAAGGGGUGGGCAAGGAGCACAUAGGCGAUGACAUCGAAGAAAUGGUGCAUGCAGUGAAGCAGGCACUUCAGCAUUGCUGCAUACAGUUAAAGGGUAAGAUCACAAGAGCGAUUGCGAUCAGCGAGCAGAGUCACAGAAAACGCAACCUGGCCAAGUACAUACCCGAUGCCAUCAACAGCAUAUAUUCUGUGCUGGAGUCGAUGGCGGAUCACAAGCCGUAUGGUCCCAAGCGGCAGAGGCUCGAGGAAAAGCACAACCUCCCCCAAGAGAUUAAGAACAGGGCUGUCACAAAGGAGGCGAUGUUGAAGAAGCUCACAGAACAUGUGGAACGCAUCGAUACUGAUAUGGCGCUGGAGUACCAGAUGCAGGUUGGACUCACCCAGGGAGGGCGGGAAAAGCUGCAUCUGACACCGCUGGGAGCGCAGCAUGAGCAUCAGCAGGCCAUACACGCCCCCCUUUGCGUCAUUAAACUGUUGCAAUAA
Ostreobium quekettii is the source of this 1326-nucleotide messenger RNA. The record is from the annotation of a GenBank genome assembly. NCBI's taxonomy places the organism in Eukaryota, Viridiplantae, Chlorophyta, Ulvophyceae, Bryopsidales, Ostreobiaceae.